Messenger RNA from Neogale vison (American mink), 1978 nucleotides. It is a transcript of the gene RTN4IP1, whose product is annotated as reticulon 4 interacting protein 1. Gene Ontology annotation, molecular function: oxidoreductase activity; zinc ion binding. The transcript has 11 exons. The record is from RefSeq and is a predicted model, not a curated record. Gene Ontology annotation, cellular component: mitochondrion. NCBI's taxonomy places the organism in Eukaryota, Metazoa, Chordata, Mammalia, Carnivora, Mustelidae. The coding region runs from base 368 to 1552 and encodes 394 amino acids.
GCGAAGGAGAGCGGGUCGUAAGGAGACUCCCGCUAGGGUCUCGGAGGGAGUCGAGGAGGUUCUGAUUUUCUCUGGCGUCUGGUUCGCGAGCGGAGUUCGCUUAUUCUGCCGGGGGCUUCCUGGACAGGGCUGGAUUCUAGGGGUUUUGUUUUUGCUUUUCAAAGGGGAGAGGGUGUAAGGAAAGAGGAGAAUGGACAGAAUAUUGACCGGAACGUUAAUUGGGGCUUUUCGGAUGGGAAGAGCAGAAUAAUUCUAUAUUCUUCUGCCUUCAUUUGCUCCAUUAGUUAGGCUGACUUCAUUUUUGAAUUCUCAACUUUGAAAUCGGCCAGUGUGUUUGGCAGAAUUUGACCUAAUUCGGGGGUUUGCAAUGGAAUUUCUGAAAACCUGUGUGCUUAGAAGAAACGCAUGUAACGCGGUUUGCUUCUGGAGAAGCCGCGCGGUACAAAAGCUUUCAGUUAGAAAGAUUAGUACUACCUCUCCAAGGAGCACUGUCAUGCCUGCCUGGGUGAUAGAUAAAUACGGGAAGAAUGAAGUGCUUCGAUUUACUCAGAACAUGAUGAUACCGGUCAUACACUAUCCAAAUGAAGUUAUUAUCAAAGUUCACGCUGCAAGUGUGAAUCCUAUAGAUGUUAAUAUGAGAAGUGGUUAUGGGGCUACGGCUUUAAAUAUAAAACGUGAUCCUUUACAUAUUAAAACCAAAGGAGAAGAAUUUCCCCUGACUCUGGGUCGGGAUGUCUCUGGUGUGGUGAUGGAAUGUGGACUUGAUGUGAGGUACUUCAAGCCAGGAGAUGAGGUCUGGGCUGCAGUUCCUCCCUGGAAACAAGGCACCCUGUCAGAGUUUGUUGUAGUCAGUGGGAAUGAGGUCUCUCUCAAGCCCAAAUCACUCACUCAUACUCAAGCUGCCUCUUUGCCGUAUGUGGCUCUCACAGCCUGGUCUGCUAUAAACAAGGUUGGCGGCCUGAAUGACAAGAAUUGCGCAGGAAAGCGUGUUUUAAUCUUGGGUGCUUCAGGUGGAGUUGGUACUUUUGCUAUACAGGUCAUGAAAGCAUGGGGUGCUCAUGUGACAGCAGUUUGCUCUCAGGAUGCCAGUGAACUUGUAAGGAAGCUCGGGGCAGAUGAUGUAGUUGAUUACAAAUCCGGAAGUGUGGAAGAGCAGUUGAAGUCUUUAAAACCGUUUGAUUUCAUUCUUGAUAAUGUCGGUGGAUCCACUGAAACAUGGGCUUUAAAUUUUCUCAAGAAAUGGUCAGGGGCCACAUAUGUGACUCUGGUGACCCCUUUUCUCCUGAACAUGGACCGACUGGGCAUCGCAGACGGCAUGCUGCAGACAGGAGUCACCGUGGGUUCUAAGGCAUUGAAGCAUUUCUGGCAAGGAGUCCAUUAUCGCUGGGCCUUUUUCAUGGCCAGCGGCGUGUAUCUAGACGACAUCGCGAAACUGGUGGAUGAGGGAAAGAUUCAGCCCGUUAUUGAAAAAACGUUUCCUUUUUCUCAAGUUCCAGAAGCCUUCCUGAAGGUGGAAAGAGGACAUGCAAGGGGAAAGACCAUUAGACGAUAAAUCCCAUGAUCCAAGUACAAAACGCCUUUUUGCCAGUAAUUUGUCUUCUGAACUGAGGACAGAUGCAUUUUCUACCCCCCACCCCUGCCCCACUGUGUGCACAUCGCCUUGCCCAGAGUGCGGUCUGGUACCUGCCCGGCAUCCCCGCGUUCCUGUUGCCGAGAGGUCCUCCGAGCCGAGCCGAGGGGACGCACAGCGCAGGCUCUGCAAGUGUCCGUGCUUGGCCUACCCUGUAAGCUGCACGGGGAAGACAACAGAGCUUUCUCAAGCUGUUUUUUCACCCCGGAUUUUCCCAUCGUUGUAUCAUCUUCUGUUCCAGUGCAGCUCAGACUCCAUUCAGGUUCUAACCUGUCCCCUCACUCGCUGUGACGCGUUGUGACGCCACGGCAAGGACGCACUCGGAUUCCUCUGUACGGUUAACCAGAA